Messenger RNA from Clonostachys byssicola, 1128 nucleotides. The record is from the annotation of a GenBank genome assembly. NCBI's taxonomy places the organism in Eukaryota, Fungi, Ascomycota, Sordariomycetes, Hypocreales, Bionectriaceae.
AUGGAUUGCAUCUGCGCGAAAGAACACGUAUUCGUUGGCCUAGAUUUUGGAACAACGUUGGUCAAAGCCUUCAUCCACUGGCAUGCUUCAGAUAUGCUAACGCAAUCAUAUAACACAAGCCGUUCCGGAUCCUAUGCCACUCUUGCACGGGUUUGCCGGGAACAUGGUUUGUUUCGGGUUAUCAAACGAGCUUGGGUCAGCAAGUUCCCGACAAAGUUUAAGCUCUCUGAUGAUAAUCGAAUCGAGAUGGUGGCCCCAGACCAGGAGGUUCCAGAGGGAUACUUGGUACAACAUGCGAAACUAGAGAUUCUGUUCUCUGACUUGAGUAGGUUCGAGAAGACGGACGACUUCAAUGAAAUCCAGUCAUGGGUCAAAGAGGGUUGGCGAAAAGGCGCCCGUGCUGGCUACGUCGCCGAGCAUUUCGGUGUCGCGGUUAAGACGCUCUUCGAGCUAGUCUUGGAUCAACUUAAAGAGCCUCAUAUUCCCAGGGAAUCCAUCACUAUAGUGGUGGCAUUUCCCGUUCUAACAGACAAGAUCAAGGACUUGCUGAAGAUGGGACUGAACUAUUCCAACAUCUCAUCUUAUUGCCAGGAUGUGCAUAUUGGCUUAGAAUCCCAUGCUGCAUUGGCAAGUCUUCUUUCCAUCCGCCCCGAGAGUGCUCAGGUGGCUCUCACGAGACAUGAGUCAAUAAUUGUCGCCGACUGCGGCGGUAUCACAUUGGAUAUAUCGGCAUUUAGAUCCUCCAGCACAAACAAGACAGAGGUUGUCUACACGUCAAUACUUGGAGGUGGUAUUUGGAUAGACUACAACUUCGAGAAGUUGCUUGACGAAAGAUUGGAUGCGCUCAAGCCUGAUAUCAUGAUAUCAGAGCCGGACGAUGGAGAGGUUGAGAGCUUUAGAUCCUGGCUUGUCUUCCUGACCGGCGGCUUGGGUCGCUCUCCGGCUGUCCGAGAACUGGUCCAAAGGAUCCUGGACACCAAGGUCAAGCGCGGCGAGCGGGCAAUGCGAAUUGACAGCACUACGGAUUUGGGCUGCAUGUGGAACGCAGUGGCGAGAGGAGCGACACACUACUUCGACCCGAAUAUCCCGGUCACUAGCCCCACGUGGCAGCCAUUUGCCAAAGCUUGA